This is a messenger RNA of Funneliformis mosseae, 1975 nucleotides long. Lineage: Eukaryota; Fungi; Glomeromycota; Glomeromycetes; Glomerales; Glomeraceae. The record is from the annotation of a GenBank genome assembly.
UGAUCGACUGUACAAUUUGAAAGAAAAACAACAAUCAAAACCAACAAGGAACGGAGUGAAUAUCUCCGAACCUCAAGAUUGUGAUUUUCUUUUAAAGGAGAAUGAGGUCGAAACUGGAACUCUGAUGACAAAUUUACAAGACAUUGAUAGAUGGGAUGAAUUAAUAAACGACAUUAUUUAUAUUAGUGAAAAAGCGCAAUAUAAAGACGUAUGUAAUCGUUUCAAAGAACGCAUUUUACCUUUUAACGAAUACGUGCAAAAGAAUAUAAAAUAUUUUACCCAAGACGUAUCACAACUAUAUCGAAUAAAGAGGAUUAUCCUCGCCGAACCCAUUAAAAGUAAAUAUGAUAAAUUGAUUUCAGAAUUUGAUAAUCUGGUAAAGGAUUUUGAUAUUACCGUGAAUGAAGCAUACGAACAAAAAAGAAAAAACUUCAAUGAAGAUAGUGUGGACAUGCAAGAGUAUUUAUCGGAUGUGACCGGAGCUUUAUCGGAACCUCACGACAAUAGCGGAGAAAUUCAAGACGUGAUAAGUCAACUAUUUGAACAUAAUGUUGAUCCCGUGAAGCAAUCAUUAAUAGUCCCCGAAUUUAUUAAUUCAACCUUUAUUGAACCAACAACUCUUGUAGAACCAAUAAAUAAGAAAUCAGACAUUCGUGGAAAUAAAAAACCAUUUGUUAUAAAAAAAUUAUAUAAAGCUUUAGAAAUAGCCUGUGUACCAAUAUUCAUGCCUACCGAAGAAACGUCUCUUAAAGCAGAACAUUUAAAUCAACAUAUAAAAAUUAUGAAAGUACUAAACUCCUCACAUAAUUUUAUAAAAUUUCACGGUAUCUCUCAAAUUGACGACACUUUUGUAAUGAUCAGCGAAUGGGCUGAAUUGGGCAGCCUAAAGGAAGCAUAUGACAAUUACAGUAUUAGCUGGAAUAUUAAGAUUCAAAUAGCACUCGAUAUUUGUCGUGGAAUAUAUUUUAUGCAUGAAAAUAAAAUUCUCCAUCAUAAUUUACAAUGUGACAAUAUUAUGAUGUCAGCAUAUUGUGAACCCAAAAUAACAAAUUUUGAAUAUUCAUAUUAUAUGGGUAGUAAUCCCCUAUCAAUUCCAAAUAUGAACGAUAUUAUAAACCGGAUGGCUCCAGAAAAAAUUGAAAGUUUCAAUUUAUAUCAAUAUGAUGCCAAAUGUGAAAUGUUUAGUUUUGGGAUGUUGUUAUGGGAGCUUGCCUAUGAAAAAAUUCCCUAUCAAGAUUGGGAUGUGCAUAAAAUAAAACAUCACGUUUUAAGUAAUAAUAGGGAAACCUUAAAUAUCGAAUCGACAAGUAAUAAACUUCAAAGAAAUUAUUUUCAAAUUAUUGAAAAUGCUUGGCAUCAAAGUCCAGAACAUCGUUUAAAUUUUUUCGAUAUUUUUAAACAACUGGAUGAAUUGGUUUCUAAUUAUUAUCAAAAUGGUCUUUCCAAGAACUUGAUUCCAAAGUAUAAUUCUACCGAUCCUAUUGAUGAUGAGUUGGAAGAAAAGGCAAAAGGGUGGAUUGAAGAUGCCAUUCAACAAAAAUUUAUCAAGUCAAUAGAAUGGACCGAAUUUAGUCUUCAUAAACCUAUCGGAGCAGGAAAUUUUGGAUCAGUAUAUAAAGCAUACUGGUCUAAUAUUCACAAUUAUGUGGUUUAUAAAAAAUUGAUAGUUUCGUCAAAUAUUCAAUAUAAAUUGUGGGAAGCAUUUAAACACGAAUUACAAAUACAAAGCAGGGUGCAUACCUGUGAAAAUAUCAUUCGAGUUUUAGGCAAUCAAGAUAUUUGUACGAUAAUUACCGCAAUAUUAUUGUUUGGGAGUAGAGAAGAAAAAGUACCAGAUACCCCUGAUGAAUAUUAUAAAUUGUAUAAUGAAUGUUGGAAUGACAAACCUGAAAAGAGACACACUAUCGAAUAUGUUUAUGAAGUAUUAGAAAAUCUAUUAAUAAAUAAUGAAGUUAAUAAGGGUAUGGAUAUUUAG